Molecule: messenger RNA, 1862 nt
Organism: Bactrocera latifrons
Lineage: Eukaryota; Metazoa; Arthropoda; Insecta; Diptera; Tephritidae
Gene: dally
Product: division abnormally delayed protein
Exons: 8
Biological process (GO): positive regulation of canonical Wnt signaling pathway; regulation of protein localization to membrane; cell migration
Cellular component (GO): extracellular region; cell surface; plasma membrane
Source: RefSeq, a predicted model, not a curated record
GUGCCAUUUGUGGUGGGCACUGCUGUACGAAUGCAACGGAAUUGGAGCUGAAAAAGAAGUCCACCGGCGAAUUUGAACGCCUUUUGCAUCAUCACACCAAUAGCCUGCGCGGCAUACUCGAAUCUACAGCGAAUCUAUUUCAAAAACAUGUCCUAGACCUGGCAGAACAAUCAGAGAAUAAAACACUUGCGGUCUUUUCACAAGUUUACCGACGCAUGGUGCCACAAUCGAGCGAAUUGAUCCAUCAACUCUAUUCCGAAAUUAUGAACCAUUUGAGGAAUUCGAAUAGCAAUAACGUCAACAGCGGUAGCGUCAACAAUCUGAACAAUCUGGAAGAAGCAAUACAGAAAUUCUUUGUGAAUCUCUUUCCGGUCGCCUAUCAUCAGGCAGUGCACUUGAGCAAGGAUAAUUACGGCGAAUUACAUGAGGAUUAUAUCAAUUGCUUGAAGCACACAUUCGAUGAUCUGCAACCGUUUGGCAGCAUACCACAGGAGAUCAAACGCAAUUUGUUGCAGAGUGUACAAACAGCGACAAUGUUCUUAAAUUCAUUGCAACAGAGCGCUGAGGUGCUCAGCGAAGCUGAUCAAUUGUAUUCGUUGUAUCUAAGCGACAACUGUCAAAAGCAUUUGCUCAAAAUGAGGCACUGUCCUAGCUGUAAUGGUUUGCAGAAGACACAAGUGAAGCCGUGCUACAGUUAUUGCAUGAAUGUAUUGCAUGGUUGUUCGGCUCAAUACGCUGGCGUUUUGGAAGGCCCUUGGUCCAAUGUUGUUGAUGCGAUCCAGAAUUUAGUGACAACUCAUAUACGAUCUGAUAGUGGUAUUGUAACAACAAUUAAACAACUAGAUAUUAAGUUGUCGGAAACGAUCAUGCGUGCUAUGGAAAAUGGACCUAACCUAGAAAUGAAGGUUAAGAAAACAUGUGGCACACCUAAAUUAUUACCCUCCCUCACUAAAGACAGCGAGCCACGCCCCCAAACUACACAUACCAUUAAGUGGGCCUCACCACCAGACACGGAAAUUCUACGCUUCCAAUCUACAAUCGAUAAAUCCAAAGAAUUCUACGCGAACAUCGUUCACAAUGUGUGCGAAGAUGAUGACAUACAACGAAAUGAUCACAAGUGCUGGACAGGCGAUCGUGUUGGCGACUACACGCAAUUGGUCAUGGCACAGGGUGUCGAUACGCAACGUUACAAUCCCGAGGUGCCGUUGGAGGUAAAUUCGCAGUCAACGAAAUUGAACGAGUUGGUGGACAAAUUGAUCAAAGUGCGCAAAAAUAUUGGUGCAGCGGUACCAUCCACUCCACGUUCAUACUCGGAUAUACAAAGCGAUAUGGCGCGCCACGACGAAGAGGGCUCCGGUCACAUGCCCGACGACAUGGACGAUGAGGAGUACGGCAAUCAGAAUGGUUCCGGCGACGGCUCUGGCGACGGUGCCACCUCAUCGCCCUUCGAUCCAUUGGGCCCAACCGAGAUCACCAACAACGACAUACAGCCACGUCAAGAGAACGCGGCGACGUGUCACAGCGGCCUCGGCAAAUUGCUUGCCACCGCAGCACUACUAGUCCCGAUUGUAAGCUUUUUGCUGAGCAGCAGCUAAAUUAGAGCAGCCAAGAGAGCUCGGCAAGCAAUCAGCAGGCAGCAAUAAUUAUAUUAUAUAUGAAGCAUGCAAACGGAAAGUUGUUUCACUUUAGUAAUACUAUAAAUAAUAACUAAUUUAUAUAAACGAAGCAGGCGAAGAGGAAAAGAAAAUAAUAAUAAUUAAAAACAAAAAAGUAUAUACAUAUAUAUACACAUACAUAUAAGUAUAUGUAUGUAUACAUAUUUAUAAAAAUUAAAAACUAGUAUGUUGAUACAUACAUACACA